AGCAUGACCACUGCCUGUCCGUGAAGCACACCUCCACCAGAACGAACCACCUCUCUCUCUCUCUCCGACGGACGAUGCUCCGUUGUUGCAGAGAGUAAUGGAUUCUACAACGAUUUCUUCGGGAUGGGGCUCUGUGACUUUGGGAGAGAGAAUCUGCGGCGUAUUCAUACCGCUGAUAGCAAUAAUCGAAGCUUUGAUGUCCGCCAUAGUCGGCUGUUUCGAGCGCCGCGGCCAUCCCGAGAAAUCCCGGUACGGAUUCACGAAGCUCGCUCGGCUUGCCGACGAAUCUCGAUUCACUAUUAACGAGCUGGAGGCCUUGUAUGAGCUGUUUAAGAAGUUGAGCAGUUCCAUUAUCGACGAUGAUCUAAUUCACAAGGAAGAGUUUCAAUUAGCGCUGUUCAAAACAUCAAAUGUCGAGAGUCUUUUCUUGGACCGGGUUUUUGAUCUUUUUGAUGAAAAGAAAAAUGGUGUCAUUGAAUUUGAGGAAUUUGUCCAUGCACUAAGUGUCUUUCAUCCUUGCACACCAAUGGAAGACAAAAUAGACUUUGCAUUUAGGCUGUAUGAUCUGGGACAAACUGGCUUUAUUGAGCGAGAAGAAGUUAAGCAAAUGGUAAAUGCCAUUUUGAUGGAAUCAAACACAAAGUUGUCAGACGAGCUACUUGAGGCUAUCAUUGACAAGACAUUUGCCGAAGCUGAUUUCGACAAAGAUGGUAAAAUCAGUAGAGAAGAAUGGAAAAAUUUGGUUAUUCGUAAGCCAGCUCUCUUAAAGAACAUGACUCUUCCUUACCUCAAGGACAUUACAACAAUAUUUCCAAGUUUUGUGUUCAACACUGAGGUUGAAGAAUCUGAAUCCGAGACUUCUGUCAAAAAGUAAAUCAUUUAAUGGCAUUCGAAAGCUUCAGCUGCACCCGUGCUGCAUUUGGCUGCUGCUGUUAGUGCAUUUUGAUUUAUGUCAGGAACGCUUCCUGCAACAGUGUUGGAGAUGGUGAAGGUGUUGAACUGUUUUUAAAUGCAAGCAUGGUCCAAAUGGAAGCAUCACUCAACGCCUUCUCAGGAAAUGGACCGAAAGCACAAAGCAUCUUAUUCUUUUACCUUCAUUCUUCGUUAUGGUCCAUCGAGAGGCUUACUGAGCUGGGGAUGCAUUGAAGAGAGAGAGAGAGAGAGAGAGAGAGAGAGAGAGAGAGAGAGUAGCUCACUUGUCAUCCUAAAUUUCUUCCCAUCAAUUUUUAUUGUUUGAACUUUGGGGUAUUCACGUUCUAAAAUUUGAUGCUAGGUGUUAGGGAGUGACAAUGUAAUGGGGAAAAGGGGAAGAGAGAUACUGCUAUAAUUGUAUUCUUCAGGAAUUUAGAAUGAAUAUAUUAUUAUUUGUGUUAAUGAUUGUAUGAUUAUUUUCUUGGAUUUGAAUAAUACAAGUAGUCAUUUUCAUUA
Molecule: messenger RNA, 1428 nt
Organism: Malania oleifera
Lineage: Eukaryota; Viridiplantae; Streptophyta; Magnoliopsida; Santalales; Ximeniaceae
Product: calcineurin B-like protein 10
Exons: 9
Coding region: 98-874 (258 amino acids)
Biological process (GO): calcium-mediated signaling
Molecular function (GO): calcium ion binding; kinase binding
Source: RefSeq, a predicted model, not a curated record